Messenger RNA from Tetranychus urticae (two-spotted spider mite), 819 nucleotides. RefSeq names its product U6 snRNA-associated Sm-like protein LSm8. The record is from RefSeq and is a predicted model, not a curated record. Gene Ontology annotation, cellular component: U6 snRNP; precatalytic spliceosome; U4/U6 x U5 tri-snRNP complex. NCBI's taxonomy places the organism in Eukaryota, Metazoa, Arthropoda, Arachnida, Trombidiformes, Tetranychidae. Gene Ontology annotation, molecular function: mRNA binding. Gene Ontology annotation, biological process: mRNA splicing, via spliceosome.
AUUUUAAGCGCUCUGUUAGAAUAGAUUUUGACAAGACUUUAGUUUAAUGUUGAUCUAAUUGUGCGUUUUUUAUUAGCGUCCUCAUUGAUUCUAAUUUGUCAUAUUUCUUUCUUUUGUAGUGUUCAAUCUUUAUUAAUUUGCAUAACUGUCUAUCUCAACCAAGGAUGACCUCAGCAUUAGAACCUUAUGUUAAUCAUUUUGUAAAUGUAAUUACUGCCGAUGGUAGGAACAUUGUGGGUACUCUUAAAGGCUUCGAUCAGACCAUUAAUAUAAUUCUUGAUGACUCUCAUGAACGUGUCUAUUCCAUGACUCAAGGUGUUGAAAUGGUUCCACUUGGUCUGUAUAUAAUUAGAGGUGAUAAUGUUGCUGUCAUUGGUGAGAUAAGUGACGAAAAAGAGUCUAAACUGGUCUUUUCCACUAUUAAAGCCGAACCUAUCAAUCCAGUGGUACAUUGAAGAUAUCGAUAAUAUGCUAUGGAAGCUACACUUUUUAGCUACUAUUUUAUCUCAAGAUAAACGUUAAGUCAAUGUUGAUAUCCAUAUCCAGUUAGAAAUACAUUCUCUAUACUCCAAGUUGUCGAUAAAAUUGUUUUAUUCAUCAUAACUGUAUCACCGAUGGAUUAAUCUUCAAAAUAUAAGGUUUUUUUAUCAUUCUAUUGCUUCCCCAUUGUUUGGUUAUGUUCCCGUCCAAUCUAUUGAAUUUAACUCCAAGUUGUGAAAACAAUUCAUUUGAUGGCAUCACUUCUUAUAAUUUAAACAAACAAUACUCAAAAGCCAAACGAAGACAAGUUUUGAUAGUAAUUAAAUAAUUUACUUGGCA